CCAUCAACAUUCGCUGCGUUGCAGAUCUUAGGCUAGCAAAGUCUCAGUUGUCUGAGUUGCAUCCGCACCUGCAGCCAUGACGACCAAGACUGCGUUCCUUGUGGUGGCAGCAUUUGCUGUGGUCCUCGCAGCAUGGAGCCCAGUGGCUGCGCAGUCCCCACCACCAGCACCGCCGACGACGCCAGUUAUCACAGUCAACAAUCUUAGCACCGUCCAAGUUCUGAUCUUCCAGAUUUUGAACGGCAGAUUGAACCUGCUGUCCACAGUCCCUGCCAACGCUGGACAGUUCGUUAUCCGAAACUUUCAGGCCGUCGACGGCCAAGUAGACAUGCUGAUGCAGAGCACGGCUCUAGGGGUCACAUCGCAAGUGGGACGAGUGCUCACUGUUUCGAAUGUCACCAACAUUGUCAUCCGCACGAACUCAGCCGGAACUGGUCUUGUUGCCACCAUCACAGGCUUGCUGAACGGUCCAGUUUCAGUAGUACUGAACCUCGUCUUCACCACUGUUGUCGGGGCUCUUCUUUCAAUUCUCUCUCCAUAGAGGUGAUCAAUACCGGGACAGAAUACAAGGGAGAUGCUGGACGAGCACGUGAACGCUUACACAAUCGGUUAAGUUUAGUGAUAAGUGUUCGUCAGGAAAGCUUUGGGAGACUUGAACCUCCUUUUGUCAAUGAUAUGUGAUGUACUCCAUGUCAUGAUAACGGGAAUAAUCACGAGAUGUAACUAUUAAUGCUCUGCCACCGAGCAAAUAUGAUAAAUGACAACCGCGUCUGAGUGCAAAAUCCUCUGAUCUCUUUCGGAUGGAAAACUUUUAACCCCAAGUGGUCAACGGUAUUUCGUACUCUUGGCCUGUACAUAUUUUAAUAGUCAGUAAAAUCCACUUUAUUGAAUAUGAGUU
Marchantia polymorpha subsp. ruderalis is the source of this 898-nucleotide messenger RNA. NCBI's taxonomy places the organism in Eukaryota, Viridiplantae, Streptophyta, Marchantiopsida, Marchantiales, Marchantiaceae. The record is from the annotation of a GenBank genome assembly.